UUAUUAGGCACUUUGAAGACCUACCAGCGAGCAGCCUGCGACGAGGAGUCGAUGACGCUCAAGUGUCCAUUAGGUACUACCAUCUCCAUCGUUCUGGCUCAAUAUGGAAGAGCGGGACCAAAUGGUACCGACAGAUGCAAUACCUAUUCAGAACCAUCGAUGUAUCUCGGGGACAGACAAACGAAUCAGACUUGCAUCUGGCCGCAAUCGCUGCAGACGGUGGUGGAAGUAUGUCACAAGAAGAGGCAGUGCAAGUUCAACACCAGUCCGAAAACCUUUCAGGGCGAUCCGUGUCCUGGAUUGCCGAAAUACAUCGAGGUCGCCUAUCAAUGCCGUCCUUAUGAGUUCAGAAGUAAAGUUGCCUGUGAGAAUGAUGUCAUCAAUCUUGUCUGCCAUCCAGGACAGAGGGUUGCCAUUUUCAGUGCAUCGUUCGGUAGAACGGAGUACGAAUCCCUUCAAUGUCCACAACCCCACGACGUAAAGGAGGAAACUUGCAUGGCAUCGUACGCGACAGAAACCGUGAUGAAUUUGUGCCAUGGAAAACGACGCUGUUCGGUGGUUGCAAACAGUUCGACAUUCGGUGAACCCUGUAGCCCGGAAAGCAGAACGUAUUUGAAAGUUGUUUACACGUGUGUGCCAAGGGCGGUUCUGAAAGAACAAUACCAAGGGGACGUGGAAGUGGACGAGGUGGAUCUGAUGCAUCAGUUCGAGGAAGGGUUCGACAGGGCUGACUUCAGAGCUGAGUUCAGCCCUAGCCCUAACCUUGAAGGACCGCAAUCGCAGCCGAGGGACAACGUGUCUCGAAAUUUCCCCACGGUCAGCUCAUCUCCACCUAGGGCAAGAACCAACAACGAUGUGGAUACACGAUCGAACAAGUUUAAGUCAAUCGGUGUAGGAGCGAAAGACUCGCCCCUAACACCCACGGUUAUUCAAGGGAUGAUUAUGUUCGACAACAACGUGGCCGAUAUUACCAGCAGUACGAUGUCACCGAUUAAUUGCACCACGGUAGUCUACGCCUUUCCCGAAGAGGAUCGUGUCGUUGUCGGAUAUAUCAAUGAAUGGAUCAAUGCCUAUUCGUUCAUAUCGAAAAAUCAAGAGAAAUUCUACCUUUAUAUCAUCGUGUCGGUCACAGCCGGUAUUUUAAUCUUCCUGGGCUUGGUAAUUGGACGUCUUUUAGUCAGCCGUCAUCGUGCGAAGAGAGACGCAAAGUUCCAUGCAAAUAACGAAGCGCUUCCAAAUGGAUUCACCGAUGACAUUUCGGAAAUUGACGCUGAUAUUGAUCUUACCACGCCAGUACCAGUUCCGAUGCAAGACACAAGGCUUCCAGAGACCCAGCUGGCCGAGAGGCUCCACGGCGAUCGUUACUACGCGGAAACAAGGAUACCUAUGUCGCCCACCACGAUGCAUCCAGCGCCAGGGCAUUACCCUGGCAACACAGGUGUCAGGGUGGACCUGGGCAACCAUAUGGUAGGCACGGACAGUCUUCACACGAUUCUACGCCCAGAAAAUCCACGGAGUUUGAGCACGAAGAGCUAUUACUACGGCUGACAGGAGGAAGGGGGGGUUGUCCCGCGCGAGGGGCGGCCCCCGUCCUUGAGCCCGGUACCGGAAGUGAGCACGCGGAAGUACUGCUUUUAAUCCAGAGACCGAUUUUCUAACGGCGUACGAAGCCGCUGUAAAAGACAAGACGAUAUUAAAAGACAAUCGAUAUCAACGGGCGAUACUCGUUGUCGAUCGAAAUCGUUGUUUCCUCGAGCGAAAGUCAAGAGAUCUUCGUCCUGGUACCGAAAAUGAGCAUGUGGAGGUGACGCAUUUUUUUUUUUUUUUUUAUUUCUUUUUUUACUUUUCUUCCAACUCUUGGAAUUCUCGAGCAAAAAAUUCGAUGAAAAAUUCGAUUUCACGCGAGAGAAAACGAGAGAGAGAGAGAGGGGAGAAAGAAUCGUGCUACGAUUCUGUUCCCUGAGAUUAUUUCAAUUGGAAAUUUUCGAGAGGAAUAUUCGUGGCCGUAUGCUUUCACUGCAGGAAGCGAUGUAUUUGAUCCCUAUAAAUCAAUAGCACGAAACGAAUGGAAAUUUAGUUGGAUUCUGAGCGUUGGAAGUGGACAAACUUGUUAUCUCUCGCUGCGAAAUCGUUUCACGCGUGCCUGUAUCCGACACCGGAAGCGAAUGAGAGCUCGGCCAACGAGGCGGGAAAUCUAACGAGAGCGUUGUAAAUACAUCGUCGAGGGUUUCGAGCUAUUUCUAUGGAAAUUCUGAGAAAUAUCUCGAAAAUACCCCGAUCGAAUAGGGAUAUUAAGAGAACUUCUAUUGUUUGUUGAAGAUGAUGUUAUUGAAGAUAGUAUUGUUUUUUCAUAAGAAACUGCUAUUAUAUAAGGCUGGAUAAUCGAAUAGAAAGUAUAUAAAUAUACGUUGAAUGUAAACGAAGAAAAUAGAAAAAUUUAUGAAGGCAGUGUUCGUUCUUGCGACCAAUACCGGAAAUAAAUAUUUACGACACCGUCAAAGAUGCGUAAAUGAUUAAUUAAUUGUAAUUAGAUUUUGAUAUCUAAACGAUAGAAUUUAUUGGAAAAGUGUUAUGAAAUAUGAAGGAUAAGGAAUGAAAUAAUAAUCGAUAUUAGAGAUAAAAAGAUAAUUCGUGAUGUUAAUCAUUAAAUUCUGAUGUUUUUG
Apis laboriosa (Himalayan honeybee) is the source of this 2663-nucleotide messenger RNA. RefSeq lists its product as uncharacterized. The transcript has 8 exons. The record is from RefSeq and is a predicted model, not a curated record. The coding region runs from base 52 to 1548 and encodes 498 amino acids. Lineage: Eukaryota; Metazoa; Arthropoda; Insecta; Hymenoptera; Apidae. Gene Ontology annotation, molecular function: carbohydrate binding.